Messenger RNA from Xiphophorus maculatus (southern platyfish), 4174 nucleotides. RefSeq names its product interleukin 34 (gene il34). The transcript has 8 exons. Bases 501 to 1178 code for a protein of 225 amino acids. Gene Ontology annotation, molecular function: cytokine activity; macrophage colony-stimulating factor receptor binding. Lineage: Eukaryota; Metazoa; Chordata; Actinopteri; Cyprinodontiformes; Poeciliidae. The record is from RefSeq and is a predicted model, not a curated record. Gene Ontology annotation, biological process: positive regulation of monocyte differentiation; positive regulation of cell population proliferation; positive regulation of macrophage differentiation.
UUUAGGUGUGAAGCAAUUGGAAGAAGCUGCAGGCUCCCUGUUGCGCACUUGGCGGAACGUACAGCCACAGAUCGCGGCGGCUCCACGCGUGGACUGAACCGAAAAUGACCUUCCCACGCUGAUUUUUACGCACAGCUCUGUGAAUGGAUUCUUAUUGAUCCGCAGGUGACAGGAGAUCAACCCGGCCGACGCAUCUGAGCGCGCAGAGACUUUACGCAUCCCCGGAGCGCAGCCGGACAGCUGCUGCGUCCUCUUACGUCUUUACCUGCUGCGGCUUUUCGGGGAGGACUUUCUGGGCGUGGAGGCUGUUUCUGAAAGACCAUCGGCAGCAGAGUUUGGAGCUGUGAGCUGCCUCAGUCGGUCUGAGAGAGGCUCACCGGUGCCAUGAAGAGCUGAGGCAGGCACGCCGCCCCAUGUGUGUCCAUCCGCACACCGGAGAGCUGCAGACAUCGCUGUCGUGUGUGUGCUGCGUUUGAAGCACCGUGGGAAAGCCGAACAGCAUGGUGCAACCGUCGCUGUGCUUCCUGGGGGGCCUUUUGGGCCUGUUUCUAAUGGCUCCCGUUCUGAUGGCUUCCACGCCCGCCAGCAUGUGCACGCCCCUCAAGACGCUCAACGACAGCCUGAGCCACAGGCGGCGGUACAUGAAGCACAACUUUCCCAUCAACUAUGCCAUCCGAGUUCAUCACGAGGAAAUCUUUAAGCUGUCAAAUAUCAGCAAAAUGAAAUUAAAGGUGGAAGGACUGGAUGAGCUGGUUCUCCAGAGGCUGUGGUUUCAAGUCAACCAGGGCGUCUUAAAAAAGAUCAUCCGGGUAUUGCCGGAGAGGCAUCCUUCGCGACCGUACACAGCGGAGCUGGAGAGACGGUUCAGGGAUGCUGAGGGAGUCUUUGUUCAGUCGCAUCCUGCUGAGGUGUUCCAGCAGGAGCUGCCAGAGACGAUCCAAGACAUUUGGGAUCAGUUAACGGAGGAGCCCGACAGGGUGCCGGAGUCCAGCUGGAGGUUCGCGUCUCCAAAAUCCCUGGUGGAUAACUUGUGCCACACCAUGUGCUGCCUUUUCUGGGAGUGCUUUUCCAGCACAGAAUCUUCUCAGGACUACUGUGAAGUCUCCCAUUCAAAGAAGGGCAGAAAAACGCAGAGCCCAGAACUGGAGACGGCGCCCACGGAGCCUGCAGAGUGGUGACUUCCACGUUGACGCCGCCCAGAGACUCCAGUGAUUCACAAUAAAUCCCAUUUCAACAAGUCAUUUCCAAAAAGAGCCAAGAUCAUUGUACAGACUGAAAACCUUGACACCAAGCAGCGGUGAGACCCGACAGAACAUGUUGGCAUAGCGACGCCACCAGUGCUUCACUUGGUAGCAUACAGACUUUCCAUGUAGCCGAAAAUCGGCUCGGCUUUGUGAGGAACCUUCAGGAUUUCAGCUGGGACGCCGGAUCUUUUCCUUGAGGACGUCUCCUGCUUCUGGUAACUCAUACGUCAGAUGUGUUUAUGUUUUCAUAUGUUAAUAACGAUGAUGAAUACAUUGUUUUCUGAGAUGGAUUCUUUGGGGAGGAACUUCCUCAGCAAAAGGCUAACAGAAAGAGACAGACUUUGUAACACAGCCAAACAUCAUGUUAUUUAAAAACAAAUGUUUUACAGCUGUGCUACAGGCCCGGAUUGCAUAAUCAAAAAGCUGUCCAAAAAAGUAUGUUCAUUUUCAUUUGCUGCUCUGUGGAUUUAUGUUCUUUUCAUCUGUGCAAAAAAAAGAGGAAGAAAAACAAACUUGGUCAACUGACAGUAUAUUUAUGUUCCUUUAUACCGAGCUCUGUAUUCAGCAUAAAUCUGUUUCAGUUUGUUUUUAUCAGGUACGCCAUGAUUUCAAAGGCAAGUUUGUGGAAAACAAUGAUGCAAGACGUAUAAUUGGUACCCGAGUUUUGCUUGAGGUUCCUGAGUUUCGAAAGGAAUCUGGAGAGAAGCCAAACUGGUGAAAACAUGACAAGCAUCGAGUUUUGUCUCGAUGCAAAAAUUUGAGUCUUCUGACUGAAGUUUUAAUAAAAAAAGACGUCAGAGUUCCCUAAAAUCUUCGGCUGAAGUUUCAAGAUGUGACAGGAAAGAGCACGAUGCCAUAAGAAUUAGGGCUGUAUAAUUAUAUCGAUUCUACAAUAUCUAUUUUUUUACACCCUUGAAAGUUAUUGAUUUUUCACUCGCGAGUAUCGAUACGUUAAACCAUAGGGGUCCACAGACUUAUACCGUCUUUUUAACAUGUCUGGUUUGUGACGGCGUAGCAGCAAGACUCCGCCUCCCCCAGUCUUACUUUCAACUUGUGCUUAAAGUGCACAUUAUAAACUACAUACCAGCUUUUAAAUUGUGUUAAUAGGCCAAGUAAAACCGGAGUUAUGCUAAAAUAAGUAAACCAUAUUUUUACGAAUGUCAGAGAAAUGUUCAAAACCGGCUUUUCCGGUUAUGUGAAAGGGAAUGAGCCUCCAAACGUAAAAAACGAAAUGCAACAUUAGAUUCCUUUGUUUUUGGAAAUCUCAAAUCUUAAACAAAUAACGAUGGGCUGUAUUUUGUUGCUAAGAAACGAAGUAAAGUUGUGCAAAUAACCGUGAAAGGAAGCGGAACGGAGGAGCGGUGCGAACAGAACAGCGGCAAAAGCAGUGAGAUCGCGAAAUUAAUGCAAAGUUUGGAUAUCGGAGCGACUAGUGGCAUCCACUUCGUAAUUUGUUUUUAGCUUAGUGGUUUCUGUUCUGUAUAUAAAGGAUAUAAACGAAUCGUAUCAAAUUGUACCGUUUGCCAAAUAUUGUGAUACAUAUCGUAUCGUGAUCACAAUAUCGUAUCAUAUCAUGAAAUUGUUGUAUUGCUACAUCCCUAAUAAGAAUAGCGCUUUCAGCAAGGUGACUGAUGUUUCAAUAGUGACCUACAGAAAAGCUUUAGUUCCUGAGCAGAAUGAGAAACUCCAUAAAUUAUCCAAGACUAAUUGAUUUGUUCUCAACUUCUCAAGAUUGGACACCACAGGGAACAUAUUGGAGGUCACAAAUGCAAGUCAAAUGUGUGAAAACUGUCUUUAACUAACUUUAAAGUCAUAAAAAGACUUUUAAAGCUGUCAAGAUGCUAAGAUGCAAAUAACUGAAUUGCAAAAGGUGCUUAAUAGGAUCAUUUUUUUUACACAUUUUGAACUGGGUGAGGAUAAAACUGUCACUUUAACAGUUCUGUGUAUAACAUUUGCAGACAAAGAAUGUUUUUUAUCUUAAAUCCAAAAUAUUUUGUGCAGUUUUGCUUUAAUUACUGCUCUGUAUGUGUUCUCUAAGCAAAAUUGCCUUUUUUGAGCCAGUAUGCUCCAAAUAUGGUUUAUUCAAAUACUAAAUUACUUGACAAUUAAUCGAUUAAUCAUUUCAAUCCAAAAGUAAUCAGUGGAUUCUUAAAGUUUUGACUGUGAAGUUUUCAUAUAUCCUGGUUGUUGUUUAGAGCUUUAUGUCUGCAGACUCUCCCAUGACUCUUUUAGAGGCUGAGAGUACAAAAGACGCUCCCAUCAUGCAUAUAAAAGCUGUCAUUUUUAGCAAUAAAGCUAUAACCGAUAGUUUUGUCGCAGCGAUUACGCUUUAUUACCUAAAUAAAGUCAGGACAAACUCCAUGGACUCAACAAAUUUUAAACAGAUUUUGAUGACAUGGGCUUCUUCUCAGGCAAAAAAAAUAACUUCUCAGGAUUAAAACCCCAAAUUCUAUCCAGAAAUUUGUCAUAAUUUCACAGCGUUUACACUGUGAAACUGAUUUAUAAUCUCUUCAUAAUCAGAAUUGUUUUCAAAUUCACAGAUAUUAAAUAGAUUUGCACCAAAGGAACAUGAAAGCAGAAGCAGCUUCACCUUGAUUUGUUAAUGAUCCACAGGGAUUACAGAUUUACUUUGAAUGAAGGACUUACUGUUCAAUCAGACGUCCCUUUUUAUAAGUCCGUCCAGCAUCAGGUGAUGCUAAUCCAGUUCCAGUACGCCGUCCUCAGUUAUAAUUUCUGUAAUCUCUUCCGUCUUUUUGAGAUUCACUGCAACUUAGUAGAGAAAUAGUAGUCUAGUUUCUAGUGCAAAUAUCUUUGUACACUUGAAAUAAGACAAUACUUUUUAGCAAGCUAUAGACCUUGUUUUAAGUCAAUAAUUCUUUAAUAUUGAUGAAAAAGUUCUUGUUCCACUGGCAGAUUAAUUUAUAACACAU